Molecule: messenger RNA, 2469 nt
Organism: Trypanosoma cruzi
Lineage: Eukaryota; Euglenozoa; Kinetoplastea; Trypanosomatida; Trypanosomatidae
Exons: 1
Coding region: 1-2469 (822 amino acids)
Biological process (GO): N-glycan processing; carbohydrate metabolic process
Molecular function (GO): carbohydrate binding; alpha-glucosidase activity
Source: RefSeq, a predicted model, not a curated record
AUGAUCCUCAGCUUUCAGUAUUUGCUGCGAAAGCUGAUUCUGCCGCUGCUUCUUCUUUCGACUCUCCUCUCAGGGACAGCAGUACGCGUGCGUGCCGUGGAGGUUGUGAAGUUGGGGUCAGACGCCUUUCUUGAUGUUUCGGAUUAUGGAAGUGGGGUUUUGCGUCUUUCACUGAAGCCAUUGACGAAGUCGUUUUACGAGGUUAAAGAUGUGGUGGUGCGGGAGCCAGAGGCGGGAAAUAUCGGUUCAACUUGCGAGGGAGUUAGCUGCACCAUUAACAGUGGGAAAUGUGUCAUGAAAACAAGUGUCACCGAGGAGGUUUUCCAUGCAAGUUAUGAGUGCCAUGGGUCGGUGUUGAGUUCCAUGGAAGUGCCUUUGAGUUUGUUUGAAGAACCUUCUGUGGCGUUCAAAUUCCCCUCCGCUCGGCGUCUCUACGGCAUUCCCGAACACGCAACGGAUUUGUCAUUACACGGGAAUGUAACAUAUGCCAUGUACAACAACGAUGCCUUUCAGUACGCCAUUAACGACCCACAGGCGCUGUAUGGAACCAUUCCUUUUAUUCUGGCUCAUUCAUCGAAAAUUUCUACGGGUGUACUUUUUCUUAACAGCGCAGGGAUGCGGGUGGAGGUGCAGGAAGGGGAAUUGAUUGGAUGCCAGUGGACUGUGGAGUGCGGGCUGGUGGAUGUGUUCUUCUUUCCCGGACCAACCCCUUCGAUGGUGCAGAAGCAACACGCUUCCAUCACAGGGAACACCAUGCUGCCACCCUACUUUAGUCUUGGGUAUCAUCAGUGCCGGUGGAACUAUCGAAGCACAAAUGAUUGUCUGAAUGUUGACCAAGGGUUUGAUCGACAUAAUCUCCCUUAUGAUUGCCUAUGGCUUGACAUUGAGCACACCGAUGGUAAGAAGUAUUUCACAUGGGACAAGCAUAACUUCCCCGAGCCAAAGUUGCUUGUUAACGCACUGGCGUCAAAAGGGCGGAAGCUUGUGACUAUCAAGGAUCCCCACGUGAAGCGAGAAAGUGGCUACUUUGUGCAUGAGGAGGCAUUGAAAGGCAAUCACUAUGUGAAGAAUGCCGAAGGAACGGAUGCUUAUGAGGGAAAGUGUUGGCCCGGAGCGAGUUCGUGGAUUGAUUUUUACAACAAACGAACAAGAGAUUGGUAUGCAACAUUUUUUCACCACGACCGCUACGAGGGUGGAACGCACGAUGUGCACUCAUGGGUAGAUAUGAAUGAGCCAUCCGUAUUUGAAUUAAAGGACAAGACAAUUCACCGCGAUGCCAAACACACCAGUGAUACCGGCGACUUGUUGGACAACAAAUACCUGCAUAACAUGUAUUCCCUGUAUAGUCUGAUGAGUGUGUAUCAAGGGCAUAUUGAGUCAAGCAAGGGCCUGGAUCAUGUUAAACGACCUUUUAUUCUUACACGAAGUUUCUUCUCUGGAGCCCAACGUUACGCAGCGAUGUGGACUGGCGAUAAUAUGGCAAAAUGGGACCAUCUUCAAAACUCCAUUCCAGAGAUGUUAUCCCUUUCUGUGUCAAACUAUGUUUUUUGCGGUGCUGACAUUGGGGGUUUUUUCUUUGAGCCCGAUGAGGAACUUUUCGUUCGAUGGUUUCAGGCCGGCGUAUUUUAUCCAUUCAUGCGGGCACAUGCUCAUUUGGAAACUAAACGUCGUGAACCAUGGAUGUUUGGUGACAUUGCAACCGACCGAAUUCGUACUGCGUUGGCGCUUCGUUAUUCCCUUUUGCCGUACCUGUACACACAGUUUUUUGUUAGUCACAAGACCGGUUCUACUAUUUUGCGUCCUCUUUUUUACGAGUUUCCUCAUGAUGAAAAGUUAUAUGAUGAACAGUACACCUUUAUGUUUGGUCCCUCGCUGCUGGCUUCCCCAGUGCUGCAUCAAGGAGCAACGGAAAAGAAUGUGACAGUUCCUUCCGGUAGUAUCUGGUACUCGUACGCCACAGGUGAGGUGGUGCAUCCUGGCGUUUUUCACAUGAAUGUGGAUAUGGACUCGAUACCAUUGUUUAUUCGCGGUGGUCAUAUCGUUCCUGCAAAGUUGCGUAUGCGGCGCAACACGUUCAGUGCCCGGCAUGAUCCUUUUACCCUCUAUGUUGCUUUGAAUGAACAUGGCAAUAGCGACGGGGAACUUUUUGUGGAUGACGGUGAGUCUUUUAAUUAUGAAUUGGGAGCGUACGUUCGUCGGCAGUUUUCCUUUACAGAAAACCGACUGAGCUGCACGGCUCACCCUGAAACGAUGUCACAUACUUCUUCUCUGCCUGGUGUACGCAACACUGUGGAACGUAUCGUUAUUUUCGGUUACAGUGGACGGCUUAAGCGUGUGAUUCUUCAAGAGGCGGGGGCAGCGAUUGGUGUCGGUCGAGAGGUGGACUAUGAAAUCCAGGGCGCGACAUUGGUGCUGCGCAAGCCGGAUGUGCUGAUCCGUGAUGAUUGGACGAUUAUUUUGGAAAUAUGA